This is a messenger RNA of Drosophila bipectinata, 695 nucleotides long. RefSeq lists its product as uncharacterized. The record is from RefSeq and is a predicted model, not a curated record. Gene Ontology annotation, molecular function: protein binding. Lineage: Eukaryota; Metazoa; Arthropoda; Insecta; Diptera; Drosophilidae.
UUAAACUCAGGCUUAUUCGAAAUUAUUAUUACAGAGGUUAUAUAGUAACACAGCAAAAAUAAUACCGAUUGGAAAAAAAUACCAAAAAACUAAUGAUACUAUAAUUUAAAAAAAAUAAUCAAAAGAAGAAUAACUUGAAAAAGAUCUAACCGGUAGAUAGAAUCAAUAUAGAUGGCCAGCUUACAGAUCAUAGGACAACCCCCUAAAGUGAUCCACACCUACCAGGUGAUUCGAAUCGGAAGCGAUGAGAACGAUAAGACUUUAACUUAUUGUAUUGAAGAUAAGUCCGUAGACAAGUUGCAUGCCACAUUGACGCGCUACGAGAAAGGACUGUAUCUGGUUAACGAGAGCCGCCACGGCAGUGUGACUUUGAAUGGCAGGAAGGUCGGAGGUCCUGUCCAUAUCACCUAUCGGGAUACUUAUCAUGGUUGUUGCCGACUCCACUUUGGUCACGUUGAAGCCCUUCUUCUUGUCUCCGGCAGCCUGAAUGGCUAGCCUCCGACUCUUCGCCGCCAAGGAUACCCAACCAAUCCCCAAUCACUCACCACAUGUAUAACCUAUUCCCAUUUACUUCCAAUACCAUUCCAAUCAUUUUGGCUAGAGAAUUAUGUUUUUAAAUCGUUCGUUAUUGUUUGCUCAAGAUUAUAUUCAAAAGAUGGACAAAUUAAUUCCUAAACACUAGGAUGUUAAAUAAA